Molecule: messenger RNA, 381 nt
Organism: Puccinia graminis f. sp. tritici CRL 75-36-700-3
Lineage: Eukaryota; Fungi; Basidiomycota; Pucciniomycetes; Pucciniales; Pucciniaceae
Exons: 2
Coding region: 1-381 (126 amino acids)
Source: RefSeq, a predicted model, not a curated record
AUGGAGCCCGCUAUCAAGAAACUCUCAAGCACUCCUGAAGAUGGCCUCGCCAGCAGCCCCGAGCCCACCACGGCCCACGUCCAAGACGACCCUGCCAACAGCCCCAAGCCCAUUGCGGCGGACGUUGAACCCAUCCGAGCGCGCGCUGACCCCAUCACAUUGGCUGAACAAGGAACCAGCGGAACUGCCCCGGCACCACAGAUGGCAGCCGGACGAUCACCUGUGAGGAAGAACACCAUACGUUCUCCCAACAUGCCGGUCAGACGCAGCCGUCGCAUCUUUGAUCAAGAGCACGGGUUAGGCAGCUUCAACAUUCCCAUCAGCUACGGUCGACUCCACCAAGCACAGACACGUGCUGUACCAAAAAAUCCUCCUCACUGA